This is a messenger RNA of Tarenaya hassleriana, 623 nucleotides long. RefSeq names its product small ubiquitin-related modifier 1-like. Gene Ontology annotation, molecular function: ubiquitin-like protein ligase binding; protein tag activity. The transcript is spliced from 3 exons. Lineage: Eukaryota; Viridiplantae; Streptophyta; Magnoliopsida; Brassicales; Cleomaceae. The record is from RefSeq and is a predicted model, not a curated record. The coding region runs from base 135 to 425 and encodes 96 amino acids. Gene Ontology annotation, biological process: protein sumoylation. Gene Ontology annotation, cellular component: nucleus.
GAGCAACACAAAGUCCUUCCCUUUAUUUGCUCUCUCGAUUCGGAGCCGCCAUUCUGAUCGACGCGAAUUUCUCGCUCCAGCUACUGGGUUCCACUAAUCGAAGGUUUUCACGGCGAAGAAUCUAGGAAGCGAAGAUGUCGGUUAACCAGGAAGAAGACAAGAAGCCUGGCGACGCUGCUGCUCACAUCAAUCUCAAGGUCAAGGGCCAGGAUGGCAAUGAAGUGUUCUUCAGGAUCAAGAGAAGCACUCAGCUGAAGAAACUGAUGAAUGCUUACUGUGACCGGCAAUCCGUGGACAUCAACUCGAUCGCUUUCUUGUUCGAUGGGCGUCGUCUCCGUGGCGAGCAGACUCCCGACGAGCUGGAGAUGGAAGACGGUGAUGAGAUCGAUGCAAUGCUUCACCAGACCGGAGGCGAUAUGGCCUGACCUGAUAACAAUAAUUCUAGGGUUUUAAUGUUUCUCGUGAGAUGGUAUUGUGAAUGGAUAAUAUCUUUCGGACAACAUAAGAUUUUCCAUGUCUUGUUGGUUUAUGUGACCAUUGUCCGUUAGAACAAGACAGGUCACUCACUAUAUAAACCUUCUGUUUCAUCGUUUGGUAGUAUUAUGAUGGUAAUCGUUUGCUAA